Molecule: messenger RNA, 1818 nt
Organism: Drosophila hydei
Lineage: Eukaryota; Metazoa; Arthropoda; Insecta; Diptera; Drosophilidae
Product: DNA-directed RNA polymerase II subunit RPB1
Exons: 3
Coding region: 12-1712 (566 amino acids)
Source: RefSeq, a predicted model, not a curated record
GAGGCCCCACCAUGGAGGUUCUCUGCAAAUUUUUUGUGCUCUUCGCACUGCUAUUCAGCGCAACGACAUCAUCUGAACCCAUCCAAUCGAAAGAUGCUAACUUACCGAACGAGCUAUUCAAUGCCAUUGUCGGAGAUCUGAAAUUGCCCGAAUUUGGUAUCCUCAACAAUUUGGAUCAAUGUACGGCCACUUAUACGCUCAGAAAUGUGGAGAUAUUAAUGAAUGCGGGCAACAAGCUGCGUCAAUGCAGCAAUGUGGCUCAAGCCGAGUUGCAGAGCUAUUUGCAACGACCCAGCUCAGCAGGCGUCAGGGCUGCCUUCCAACAGCAGCUGGCCAACUGCCGCACGCGCAAAUGUUACACGGAUUCGGUCAUGAAUCUGUUUGCCGGAUUGCGUCCAAUGUACAAGCAACUCCGGCAGACGGAACGUUGUGUCAUGCAUGAGAUUAGUAAAAUUUUGCAUGAACUCGAAAAGUCAUUCAGAGUCCUGGAAUCUUGCAUUGGAAAUGCUUUUGCACCGUCUUGGAACUCUAGCACUCCCAGCUGGAACUGGACCACUCCUACUCCACCCAGCUGGAACUGGACCACUCCUACUCCACCCAGCUGGAACUGGACCACUCCUACUCCACCCAGCUGGAACUGGACCACUCGUACUCCACCCAGCUGGAUCUGGACCACUCCUACUCCACCCAGCUGGAACUGGACCACUCCUACUCCACCCAGCUGGAACUGGACAACCCCUAGCUGGAACUGGACCACUCCUACCCCACCCAACUGGAACUGGACUACACCUAGCUGGAACUGGACCACUCCUACCCCACCCAACUGGAACUGGACUACACCUAGCUGGAACUGGACCACUCCUACCCCACCCAACUGGAACUGGACUACACCUAGCUGGAACUGGACCACUCCUACCCCACCCAACUGGAAUUGGACCACUCCUACCCCACCCAACUGGAACUGGACUACACCUAGCUGGAACUGGACCACUCCUACCCCACCCAACUGGAAUUGGACCACUCCUACCCCACCCAACUGGAAUUGGACUACACCUAGCUGGAAUGAGUCUACCCCAAGCUGGAAUUGGACCACCCCCGGAACACCAAGCUGGAAUUGGACUACUCCCGGCUUGAAUGAGUCUACCCCAAGCUGGAACUGGACAACUCCCGGGACACCAAGCUGGAAUUGGACUACUCCUGGCUUGAAUGAGUCUACCCCAAGCUGGAACUGGACCACCCCCGGAACACCAAGCUGGAAUUGGACUACUCCCGGCUUGAAUGAGUCUACCCCAAGCUGGAACUGGACAACUCCCGGGACACCAAGCUGGAACUGGACUACUCCUGGCUUGAAUGAGUCUACCCCAAGCUGGAACUGGACAACUCCCGGAACACCAAGCUGGAACUGGACUACUCCCGGCUUGAAUGAGUCUACUCCAAGCUGGAACUGGACCACCCCCGGAACACCAAGCUGGAACUGGACUACUCCUGGCUUAAAUGAGUCUACUCCAAGCUGGAACUGGACAACUCCCGGAACACCAAGCUGGAACUGGACUACUCCUGGCCUGAACGUGUCUACUCCAAGCUGGAACUCGACAACGCUCAGCUGGAAUACGACUACUCCGAUCCCAAGCUGGAAUGUGACUACAGAGGCACCUGCGACAACCACUGAAGAAAGCUGGUGGGACAAGCUGAUAAAUAAGCUCGGUCUCUAAAGUGGGGCAUUAGGGGGCAUUGCACUGAGGGCAACACCUUUAAAUUAGAUAUUAAGCAAGCUAAAUAAUAAAUGGAUCAGCAUUGAAAUGUGUUUACUCGAUAAUA